This is a messenger RNA of Hibiscus syriacus, 972 nucleotides long. RefSeq names its product serine/arginine-rich splicing factor SR45a-like. Gene Ontology annotation, molecular function: RNA binding. Gene Ontology annotation, cellular component: spliceosomal complex. Bases 87 to 743 code for a protein of 218 amino acids. Gene Ontology annotation, biological process: positive regulation of mRNA splicing, via spliceosome. The transcript has 8 exons. Lineage: Eukaryota; Viridiplantae; Streptophyta; Magnoliopsida; Malvales; Malvaceae. The record is from RefSeq and is a predicted model, not a curated record.
UUAAUUGACCUUCGCAUCAUUAUCUGCGCGUAUAAACCCUAAAUCUACCAUUUACCUAUCUCGCGCUGUUCCGUCUGUUCGACAAAAUGGCGGAUUCUCCUCGUAAAAGGAAUCCUCAGUCUCCCUCUCCAUGGAGAGAACAAUCAAGGUCUCGAUCCAGAUCUAGAUCUAGACCUAGGUCUAGGUCGAGAUCACCCUCCUGGUCGUGGCCAAGGCAUAGGUCCAGGUCUCGCAGUCGUGGCAGGUCAAGAUCAAGAAGUCGUGGCAGGGCCGAAUCUGGAAAUCCUGGAAACACACUUUAUGUGACUGGUCUAUCUCAAAGGGUCACAGAGAGGGAUCUUGAAGACCACUUCUCCAAAGAGGGGAAGGUAGCAUCAUGUUAUUUGGUCGUUGAACCUCGUACACGCAUAUCUCGUGGUUUUGCUUUUGUUACCAUGGACAAUGUUGAAGAUGCCAACCGCUGCAUAAAAUAUCUCAACCAAUCAGUUUUAGAAGGUCGAUAUAUAACUGUGGAGAGGUCACGUAGGAAGCGGCCAAGGACUCCUACACCUGGGCACUAUCUUGGACUGAAAAAUACCAGAGACUAUGGUGGACGUAGUGGUCAUGAUGCCUAUGGGUAUCGUCGAUCUCCAAGGCGCUCACCAUAUCGAGGUCGUGGUUACUCUCCAAGAUAUUCUUCUCAUGGUGGAAGAUCAAGGAGGGACCGUUCGUAUUCGCCACCUUAUUCUUGUGGUUCUAGGUGAAGAACGGUACUGUUGGAAGCAAUCUCUAAGCGGGAAAAGACGAGGGCUCUCGUCAAUGUUGAAUGCUGAUGUAUUCUCUAGUUUGGAGUUUGGACAGCUUGAGGUUGACGUUUGCAGCUUCCUCCUUUUCUCUAUUUAGGAUGUAGUUGUACUUGUAUGGUGCUAUUAAACUUGUGCGACAGUAUUAAAAGAUUAAAGGAUCCUGAACCGUUUCAGCCUUGUAUGGAAA